AUGUCAAAAUUAAGUACCCUCUUCACCUUAACUCUUUUAUUAAGCUUGUGUUUAACUUAUGCCUCUCGUCCUAAUCUUGGAUUUAAAGCUCUCUCUUCUCUACAUGAGGAUAAUAUUGUUGGUAGCAAGGUAUCAAGUGUAGAAUUGGAUGAUGAUGAGAGUUGUGAAGGAAUUGAAGAAGAACAAGAAUGUUUGACAAGAAGGACACUAAUGGCACAUCUUGAUUAUAUCUAUACUCAACAUAAACCCAAAAAUUAG
Molecule: messenger RNA, 258 nt
Organism: Lathyrus sativus (Indian pea)
Lineage: Eukaryota; Viridiplantae; Streptophyta; Magnoliopsida; Fabales; Fabaceae
Source: the annotation of a GenBank genome assembly